Leishmania braziliensis MHOM/BR/75/M2904 is the source of this 3135-nucleotide messenger RNA. RefSeq lists its product as hypothetical. Gene Ontology annotation, cellular component: 90S preribosome; t-UTP complex; small-subunit processome. Gene Ontology annotation, molecular function: RNA binding; protein binding. The coding region runs from base 1 to 3135 and encodes 1044 amino acids. Gene Ontology annotation, biological process: maturation of SSU-rRNA from tricistronic rRNA transcript (SSU-rRNA, 5.8S rRNA, LSU-rRNA). The transcript has a single exon. NCBI's taxonomy places the organism in Eukaryota, Euglenozoa, Kinetoplastea, Trypanosomatida, Trypanosomatidae. The record is from RefSeq and is a predicted model, not a curated record.
AUGCCCACAAAGCGUACCGCUGCUUCCCUAGUAAAGCCGCCGACUACCCUGUGCCCGCAACCGCAGUCUUCGGCGACAUCAAUCAAGAGGAGCUCCGCGGUUGGCAACGCAGACCUGGCACUCUCUUCCUCCUCUACUCCACAGCGGCAACGGAAGGAGUCACUACCUCAACCGCAGCUCCGCACACCUGAGGGAGAGCGCAGCCAGAGCACUCCCAAACAGGUGCGCGAGAGCUCGUUCGGCGCCUCGCCCCAGGCGAUUCCACCAGCCCCCGCCACCAGCCCAGCACCGGCCUCCAGUAAGACUCCUCGACGAUCCUCCUCAUCUUCCCCAACCCAGCGGAGCCCAAGCGAGACGGUCUCAAGGUCGAAGGCGAACAGCGCCACAGCAGCGGCAACGGCGGCGACCACCCACGUAUCUCCAGCGCAUCUGUCUUCGCCGCCAUCGCCCGCCUCGCAUGAGAGGACAACCUCCUUGCAGCCACCGCAGUCUGCAAACUCCAUGAAGAGAAGCGCUCGCGGUGCUCAGGGCCGCAGUAUUUCUGUGGACACCACACCGACGUCUACGGUACCGGCCAAAGAAGCUCCAGCAGCUGCCGCCGCGGGCAGCGCGAACGUAGGCGCCAUCGUUGGCGCUGCAGUUGCUGGAGCGGUGAAGUCCUCAAAGUCCCCACGAAGCCGCAGUGAGCGUCGCAGCCGUGCCCGCGCGGCUUUCUUGGCGACCACAUUGGCGACCUCCUCGCCAGACGCGCGCUUCGUUGAGCGGUUCAUUCGGGAGUCCAAAGUAAUCGCGCCGGACGUGAGCGGCAUCCGCUGCCUCGCAGUGCACCCCUCAGAGCAAGAACUCAUCGCUGCUCGUGAGAACGGCUCGCUGGUGCGCUACACUGUGACGUUCUUUCAGGGCAUCCCGCAGUUUGUGCAGCGCCGCCACACCGGCGGCCAGACCCACCGCACCAUUUCGGGACUGGCGUACGUGACUGUCCCGACACCGCUGUCGUCGUCGUCCUCGGCGUCGAGUCCCGGAGCAGCGUCGGCGCCCCGCCAUGUUCUCCUCGCCUCCAUGAUGUCUGGGCAGAUUGUCAUCUAUGACGCAGAGCUGCUCGUUCCUGUUGCGCUGCAUCAGCGCAGCGGUGGAGCCAUCUGGGCUUUGCACGUGGUGAGUCCUGCAUGCAUCUACGCCGCCAUGGCCGACGGGAGCUGGCAGCAGCUGCGCCUCACGUGUAAGCGAGAUGGCGCCGCACCGCAGCUGGAGCUGGUGCGCGUCGUGCCCAGCAUCAGCGGUGCCGACCGCGCCUUGUCUGUGACGACGUCUCUGUCGCUGCGCAUGGCGGUCGGCUCCGACGACGCCGGCAAUGUGCACGCGUGGCGCUUGCCUGUCUACGUAUCGCCGCAGGGGUCCUCUGCCGGUGCUGGUGCCGUGGAGGAGGAGGAGGCUGCCGCUCCCAACCGUGCACGCGGUUUGGCCGAGCAUGAGUCUAUGUGGACUACAAGGCUGGCGAAGGGUAUCGCACUCAGCUGUGCCGUAGUCGGUGGGGUGCAGCGCCCCUGUGUUGUCGUUGGGACGUCUAUGGGCGACGUUGUGCUGCUCGAUGCCGCGCACGGACACGUCUUUCAAACGUUCUCGCAGCACAAGGGACCAGUGUCGACGCUGGCGGUUAAGAACGACGCUGUUGUUUACGCGUCCGGCUGGCACGAGAGCCUUCGGUGCUACCGCUGCAACGAGAAGGGGGACUGGUACCCCGCCGAGGUGAAGCGGCGCACGCACUAUCACGAGGCGAGCCAGCUGGCGCUGCUGCCGCGUCAUCAGUUAAUAUUGUCUGCGUCGCGCGACGGCACGAUCAUGUACGCGCCGACAGGGCAGCUGUUCACGUCGCCGGCGAUGUACGUGACGGUCACGACGCAGCAGUUCGCCUACGCAGCCGAUCGCGAGCUUCUCUUGCAAUCCCGCUUCGACACCAUCGAGGCUUUCCACAUGGACGGCGCUGCUCGUCACUGGGUGCCUUUCUUUGGUCACCGUCUUGAUGGCCGCUUUCACCUCUCCGGCCUGUGGUGCGAUCGCCAGCUGAACUACAUCGUCUUCAGCACAGAGGAGCGCGUUGGGCUGUUGAAGGUGGUGUGGCGCGCACAUGCAGCGAUGUCUGUGUCGAGGCUGGAGGCAGUGCUGGAGCUGUCGGCGCGCAGCGGUGUUGUGGACGUCUGCUGGUCGGGUACCGCUGUUGCUGUGGGGUCGGCAGAAGAGAUGAGUGCGGAUGCAAGUCAAGAGGCCGCCACUGACACAUCUGCCUUGUCGCCGGCGCCACAGCGACUCUACAUCCUCUACGAUAAGAGCGUCACCUUUGUUGCCCUCACUGACGGGUACCCGGUGGUGCACACCCCCGUGCAGGUGCGUGGAAGGCUUCUCCCUGGUGACUCGCUGGGUCUCUACCGGGUACUAUGCCGUCCAGCAGCUGCCGCUCCUCUUGCGAGGAACCGCAGAAGCGGCUCGAUAGUUGACGCAACAGAGGGCGAGGAGCUUGUCAUCUAUGGCCAUCGUGGCAGCUGCCGCAUGCGUCUUAUGGCAGAUGGCACCCCUGACGCGGACUCCCUGGUCGCCGAUCUGGAUGACGUGUACGAACUCGCUCAGGAGUUGCCGCUGCUGCAGGAUGCCUCGAACGCGAAGGCCAAGGGCGGCAGUCACGGUGGCGCUGAGCGGGCGCUGAAGAGGGCGAAGGCGGAGGCGCUAGCCUCGUCAGCGCUGGCAAAGGCAACCUCGUGCGAGGCUCUGGUUGGCUUGUCGGCAGUGCAGCAGCGGUACGUUGUUGGCCCGACGCUGCACUCGUCCUCGGCGGCCACCACACCACUGUCGGCGACGCUACCACAUGAUGUGCGCUGGAUUGCCCGCAUUGCAGCGUCUUCGUCAAACAACAGCACCACGGUCACUUCCUCAGCCGCUGCCUCCUCGUACAAGUACCUUGGCUACUUCAGCCGUGGUCUCCUUAUUGCUACGGGUGACAGCUGGCACAUGGUGCGCCGCAUGAAUGUGGAGGCUGCCUUCCUCGUAAAGGAUGGCACAGAGGUAUUGGUGCUGGAGCGCAACCUCGAAAAGACCCUUGAGGCUCUUCCCCUCUGCUGGAAGGUACGCCGCUUCGGCAACUAA